GGGAGCCCGGCGCUGCGCAACCUCGGGGAAAAAAAAAAAAACCGCCACACACACGAGCGGCGCCCUCGCACGGAGAGCUGUGCCGGGGUUAUGAGACCGUCACCGCGAAGGAGAGGCUGAGCAACGGAGAGGCUCACCAUGACCAAGUCGUACAGCGAGAGCGGGCUGAUGGGCGAGCCCCAGCCGCAGGGCCCCCCGAGCUGGACGGACGAGUGCCUCAGCUCCCAGGACGAGGAGCACGAGGUGGACAAGAAGGAGGAGGAUCUGGAGGGUCUACACGCCGAGGCUGAGGAGGACUCGCUGCGGAACGGUGAGGAGGAGGACGAGGAGGACGACUUGGAUGAAGAGGAGGAGGAGGAAGAGGAGGAGGAAGACGACGACCAGAAGCCCAAGAGGCGGGGCCCCAAGAAGAAGAAGAUGACCAAGGCACGCAUGGAGCGAUUCAAGCUGCGGCGCAUGAAGGCCAAUGCCCGGGAGCGCAACCGCAUGCACGGGCUGAACGCGGCCCUGGACAACCUGCGCAAGGUGGUGCCCUGCUACUCCAAGACGCAGAAGCUCUCCAAGAUCGAGACCCUGCGCCUGGCCAAGAACUACAUCUGGGCACUCUCUGAGAUCCUGCGCUCGGGCAAGAGCCCGGACCUGGUCUCCUUCGUGCAGACCCUCUGCAAGGGCCUGUCGCAGCCCACCACCAACCUGGUGGCCGGCUGCCUGCAGCUCAACCCGCGGACUUUCCUCCCCGAGCAGAGCCAGGAGGUGCCGCCGCACGUGGCGGCGGCGGCGGCGGCGGGCGCGCCCUUCCCGGCGCAUCCCUACCCGUACCAGUCUCCGGGCCUGCCCAGCCCUCCCUACGGCACCAUGGACAGCUCCCACCUCUUCCACCUCAAGCCGCCGCACGCCUACGGCGCCGCGCUGGAGCCCUUCUUCGAGAGCGGGCUGGCGGAGGGCGCCAGCCCCGCCUUCGACGGGCCGCUCAGCCCGCCCCUCAGCGUGAACGGCAACUUCUCCUUCAAGCACGAGCCGGCCGCCGACUUCGACAAGAGCUACGCCUUCUCCAUGCACUACCCCGCCGCCGCCGCCGCGCUGGCCGCCGCGCCCGCCCACGCCGCCAUCUUCCCGCCCGCCGCCUCCCGCUGCGAGAUCCCGGUGGACGGGCUGGCGCCCUACGAGGGCCACCCGCACCACGAGCGCGUCCUCAGCGCCCAGCUCAACGCCAUCUUCCACGACUGAGCCUCCCCGCGCCGAGCGAGGGCAGGGGGAGCGCCGAGCCCUGCCGCCCGACACCGCCUUGUUUACAGGGGGCAGCUCGG
This is a messenger RNA of Chiroxiphia lanceolata (lance-tailed manakin), 1307 nucleotides long. RefSeq names its product neuronal differentiation 1 (gene NEUROD1). The transcript is spliced from 2 exons. NCBI's taxonomy places the organism in Eukaryota, Metazoa, Chordata, Aves, Passeriformes, Pipridae. The record is from RefSeq and is a predicted model, not a curated record. Bases 139 to 1227 code for a protein of 362 amino acids. Gene Ontology annotation, molecular function: protein dimerization activity. Gene Ontology annotation, biological process: nervous system development; regulation of DNA-templated transcription.